This is a messenger RNA of Cryptococcus deneoformans JEC21, 1361 nucleotides long. RefSeq lists its product as hypothetical. The record is from RefSeq and is a predicted model, not a curated record. The transcript is spliced from 3 exons. NCBI's taxonomy places the organism in Eukaryota, Fungi, Basidiomycota, Tremellomycetes, Tremellales, Cryptococcaceae. The coding region runs from base 19 to 1218 and encodes 399 amino acids.
CUCCCCCCCUCCCCCGCCAUGUCAGCACAAGAACACAUGCCGCCGCCGACCCUCAAACGAGCGCGGCCGCACUCCACAAAUCUCUCCUCCAGCUCAGCCACGCCCACAGCACAGCCGCCAGCCUCGUCCGCCCUUGCCGCUCCCCAUACAACGUCCAGAGCAAAGAGACGAAAGCCAGAGCCCGUCGGUGUCGAAAGGGAGCGCGAAAAAGAGCCGGAGAGUGAGGUCAAGGUAAAGAUUGACUUUAACGACCUGCCUGUCGAGACACUGUACAAGUACCUCGAAGCGCAUGAUCUGUUACCCAGAUGGGAGCCUUCUCCAUGGUCAGAAGAGCCAUGUAUCCCUCGUAUGCCUUUUUUUUUGUCGGGACACCGCGCAUUCGAGCAUGCCUUGCUGACUUGGUCUUCUUGUUCUCCUUGCAAAAAAGCCAACCAACUAUACACGAUCCCACCUGCUGCCCCCACACCCGUACCCCCCGCAUCUGUGUUCCCCACCAACCAUGACCCUUCGCCUCCUCUGGAACGUACACCCUCGAUGGCUCCAGGCGCCGAGGAAGAUGUCAAGCCUACGAUGGGGACUGUUGGUAUCGGCGCCGAAGAGUCAGCUGCUGCUGAUACUGGCGACGCUGGCGGUGCUGCUGAUGGCACAACGUUUACAUCGGGAGAAAAGACUGAUGGCGCCCAACAAACGAAUGGCGCAGAGGAAGCGCACCAAAGCACCAAUGGCCAAGUGGAAGGGGGCGAAACGACAGCUGCUGCUCCAUCUGGGCAAGGCGAGACAACUGCCGAAGAACCCAAUGGCCCGACGACCAGCUACGACGCGCCCAUCGUCCCUGUUGAACCUCCUAUCAGCCUGGACGCUCCCUCCCACAUCCCCUCAACAGCAGACGCACCCCCCGCAUCUCCGCACUCCACCCCUCCCCCUCCUACUCCGCCUACAACCCGCUCCAAGACUUUACCCUCCCGUCGCCCCGCGACCCCCCCGCCUCCUUCACCACCUCCUCCUAUCAGGCGGGGGGUCAUGACCCUUUCCGACGUGCUGGCUGCCAAACACGUCUUGGCGGAAAAGGCGAAUGCACAUUGGGCAAAAGGUCUGGGAGGCGGUCAGAAUAAAGAAAGCGAGACGAUUGUCAAUUUUUUGUACAAGAUGAAGGUCGGACCUGGACGUUUACUGAGGGUUUACAACCCCAUGACAUCAGCUCAGCCGCCCUGGCUAUGAUCGCAAGCCAUUUUUCUGUUCUUUUCACUUUUUUUUUGGUUUUUUUUUUCUUUCUAUGUUUGCUUCUUGUUCAGUCCGUAAUGGGCAUCUUGUAGGUCUCAUAAUUUUUCGUUUCAUUUCAAGGGAUGAUGAAUAUGCUCCGC